Branchiostoma floridae (Florida lancelet) is the source of this 1018-nucleotide messenger RNA. Its product is annotated as putative methyltransferase DDB_G0268948. The record is from RefSeq and is a predicted model, not a curated record. Lineage: Eukaryota; Metazoa; Chordata; Leptocardii; Amphioxiformes; Branchiostomatidae. The transcript has 6 exons. Bases 37 to 978 code for a protein of 313 amino acids. Gene Ontology annotation, molecular function: S-adenosylmethionine-dependent methyltransferase activity.
AGGAUCUUUGGUUGGACUGGAAUUUUAAUCUUGGCAAUGGUUUUCUUGAAGUCUUUACUUAGAACACCCUGUCGCAACCUGUUCUUUAGAGCCAGUUUCUUGAAAGCCUCAGGGUGUAUUGGGAAGAAUACCACACGCAAUAUGUCAGUCCAUCUGUUCAAUGAAGCUGACCACGCUGAGUUGUACCAGAAGUAUCGCCCAACUUAUGGUCCAGAGCUGGCAGAGAAAAUAGUGACAUUUGUCAGGGAAAAGCUGAAAACCACACCCCUGGACCAGGCUGUUGACAUUGGUUGUGGAUCUGGCCAGAGCACGGUGAUCCUGGCACCACACUUUCAGCGGGUCACGGGCAUCGAUGUCAGCGAGUCUCAGGUUGCCAUAGCAGCAGCGCAAAACAAACUCAGUAAUGUCCAAUACAGAGUUGGAGGUGCUGAGCACAUUCCUCUUCCUGACUCCAGUGUAGAUCUGGUCACCUGUGGGACCUCAGCCCAUUGGUUUGACUUUCCCAAGUUCCACAAAGAGCUGGACCGUGUUCUAAGACCUCUUGGCUGUCUGGCCAUCUACUGUUAUAGCAUAAACUAUCUCAGCUAUAAGGACGUUACUCAAGAACUGAAUAGAAUUUUUGAUGAGUUUUACUUUGGUCCCAUUCAUGACUACUGGCAUGAAAAGCGGUGGCAUGUUGACGACAAGUAUCAACGCAUUCCAAUGCCUUACGAGGGUUAUGUCAGGGAUGACUCCAUGACUAUAGAGAUGGAUUACACCUUGCCUGGGUAUAUCGGCUACCUGUCCACUUGGUCAUCAUACAGGGAAUACUGCAAGCGCAAUCCUGAUGACAAAGGUGCCAUUCUGCAGAACCUACAACAGAGGUUGUAUGAAGCCACCAAGACAACCAAACCACCAGAGGAAGUGAUCAUACAUGCAUCUUAUCCUGUUGUCUUACUCAUGGCCAGGAAACCACACGAGGAACAAACAUCAUCAUAAGCAGAUUUCCCUAUAAUUCUGAGGGAUUCCAGCUCAUUGA